Cucurbita pepo subsp. pepo (vegetable marrow) is the source of this 1613-nucleotide messenger RNA. Its product is annotated as protein OXIDATIVE STRESS 3 LIKE 1. Lineage: Eukaryota; Viridiplantae; Streptophyta; Magnoliopsida; Cucurbitales; Cucurbitaceae. The record is from RefSeq and is a predicted model, not a curated record.
UCUUCUUCUUCUUCUUCUCGUCUGCGUUUUUUUCUCUCUUUUUUCUUCUCUCUCCUUGUUGUCACUGCUCAAGUUCGCGAAGUCGUCAUGUCGAUUGCUUUGGAUAGGGUUCAGCGGGUUGAGGAUAAAGGCUCUGGAUUCUCGCCGGAGGAUUUGGGUUAUGGAUCGGUGUUUGAGAGGUUGGAUACUGGGGAUAUGGAUCACGGUGUUGAAGGCUUUGAAAAGGAGGCUGAGGAGUCCAAUACUUGCAGCUCGGCUUCCAGUUCUUCUUCUUCGAUCGGGAGGAACAGUGAUCAGUCCGCUAGAUCGUCGGACGGUGAGGAGAGUGGCGAGAGCGAUGAGGUUCAGAGCUCGUAUAAAGGGCCGCUGGAUAUGAUGGACUCCUUGGAGGAGGUUUUACCUGUCAGAAAAGGCAUCUCAAAGUUCUACAAUGGAAAAUCAAAGUCUUACACAAGUCUGGCUGAUGCCUCUGUUUCCUCCAUGAAGGAGAUUGCAAAGCCGGAGAAUGCCUAUUCCAAGAAACGAAGGAAUCUCAUGGCUUACAAUCUUGUGUGGGACAAGAAUCGGAGUUUCCCCCUCAAGAAUAACGGUGGUGGGAUAUCAAAAAGACCCAUCAGCUCAAGCAGAAGCUCCCUGGCUUUGGCUGUUGCUAUGAGCAGUUCCGAAAGUAACUGCAGUGAGGAUUCAAACUCCAGCUCAUAUUCAGGCUCUCCACCGCCUCGCCCACCUCUGCACCCACAAUCUAGAGCAUCUAACUGCAAUCUGGCUUCCAUGGUGCCACCUCAACGAAAUUUCUCCACUUGGCGUUCAUAUUCCUUGGCUGAUUUACAAGAGUGCGGCACCUCGGCUAAUAAGGCCAAUCUAACAAAUCUCAACUGACCUGAAAGAUUUCCAUCUCCUGCUUAUAGGUACGCAGGAGACCUUUUAACUGUUCUGGGGACCCUGAAAUAGGAGGCUUUUCUAGUAUGAUUUUAGCUCGUAUGGUCGAUACUGUACUCCCUAUAUAUUAUAAACCAAAACUUUCAUGUCUCAUUGUUUAUACUGAAAUGGGGAUAUGAAGUUAGAGUAAAGCAUAAGGUAGCAGCAGAUGUUUGAGUCACUUUCGUCAACACCUGUCUGUACUGGCCUAAGACAACCAACCCAACUACUCACCCACACAUAAACAGCCACCUUGAAGCUUAGUUUGGCCAAUGAUCCACCUCUCAAAUCCUUCUUGGUCCACCAAGAGUGAUACCCAACUGCUAAGAUAGCUCCUAUGCUUACGAAAAUGAUGCAUGGAAAGAUAGGGUGAUCUUCUCCAAUCCAUGUAAUUGACUUUAGAAAUUUAGUUAAGUUAACUGCCUUAUAGGCUUGACAUUGCUUCCCCAAACAAUUUAAGGACACACCAUCUGCACGUUUUGACACAUGUAAUUCACUGGAUUUGGGCUUCUGAUAUUGAUAUUUUCCCAUGAGCUUCAUUUAUGGUACGGCUUCUUUGUUCUAGACCUUGAGAAUGUAAACAUACAUGCACAAUGUUGCAAUUUGCCCGUUGGUUAAGCAUUUGUAAGCAUUCCCAGUGACUUUGAUGAGUUUCUUUUGCUGAUUAUCGUUCAAUAUAGAUGAAUUUGCCUUUU